Molecule: messenger RNA, 2267 nt
Organism: Gavia stellata (red-throated loon)
Lineage: Eukaryota; Metazoa; Chordata; Aves; Gaviiformes; Gaviidae
Gene: C1GALT1C1
Product: C1GALT1 specific chaperone 1
Exons: 1
Coding region: 1-957 (318 amino acids)
Molecular function (GO): N-acetylgalactosaminide beta-1,3-galactosyltransferase activity
Source: RefSeq, a predicted model, not a curated record
AUGAUUUCUGAAAGCAGCUCCUUCGUGAAGGGUGUGGUGCUGGGGGGAGCCUUCUGCAUGCUGGUGACGCUCCUCGGACAUAUUAAGGUGGGCCACGGGACUAAAGCACAUCACCACGAGCACCAUCACAUUCAGGCUCCCAACAAAGAAGAUGUCUUAAACCUUUCGGAAGGUGAACGCAUGGAGUUCAGUAAAAGCAUCCGUGUUUAUUGUAUCAUCCUUGUGAAACCGAAAGAUUUGGGGCACUGGGCUGCAGUGAAAGAGACGUGGAGCAAGCACUGUGACAAGGUGGAAUUCUACAGCUCUGAAAAUGUCAAAGUGUUUGAUUCUGUACCCCUCAACACAAAUGAUAUGUGGGUGAUGAUGAGAAAAGCUUACAAGAUAACAUACGAACGCUAUAAAGAUGAAUUCAGCUGGUUCUUCCUUGCAUAUCCAACAACAUUUGCUAUUAUUGAAAAUCUCAAGUAUUUCUUACUGAAAAAAGACCCCUCACAGCCUUUUUAUAUAGGCCAUACUGUGAAAUCUGGUGACCUUGAGUAUGUAGAUGGUGAGGGAGGAAUCGUCUUAAGCAUUGAAUCACUAAGACGACUCUCCCAUAUUCUUGAAGACUCUGACAAGUGUCCGGAGCAGGGAAGUAUGAUUUGGAAACUUGCUGAGGAUAAACAGCUAGCAAUCUGCCUGAAGUAUACCGGAGUGUUUGCCGAAAACGCGGAAGAUUCAGAAGGAAAAGACGUCUUUAACACUAAAUCAGUCGGUGCUCUCAUUAAGGAAGCAAUGUCUACUCACCCUCAGCAGGUGGUGGACGGCUGCUGCUCCGACAUGGCCAUCACAUUCAGCGGACUGGCCCCGAACCACAUGCACGUGAUGAUGUACGGUGUGUACAGGCUGAGACCCUACGGCCACACAUACAGUGAUGCACUGGUCUUCCUUCCGCCUGCAGGCUCAGACAAUGACUGAUGUCUCUUCGGAGAACACCUGGAACCAUGGAGUCAGCUCUUCUCAUGACACUCAUUUGUACUGACAGAUUUGAUUUUUGUAUCUGGUGGUACCAGUGUACAAUUUUUUUUUUGCACAUUGAGGUUUGGUAAAGCUCUUAAUUUUAGAAGCAGAAGGAGAACUUUUUUCUAAAUCUUUUAUACAGAAAUGCUUUUGACAGUGCUGGAAUGAAAUGAUAAAGAAGUUGUUAAUGUUUAUGAUAAAAGGAAAUUAAGUUUAUAUGGGGGGUUUGUACAUGUAAAUAUUUAUUAAUGAAAACUCAAACAAACUUUACUCUACUGUUACAAAUAUAUUUUUGCAAGACUUUGAUUCUUUCAAUUCUUCCAGGCAUUUCUAGAAUGUCUUUAUAUCUUUCUAAGAUGUACCAAUAAAACUGACUACAGAUUCAGUCUCAAAGACUAACUUUAAGCUAUUUCCUUUACGCUAAACUAGACAAUAGCUUGAGCUCUCCUGUUAACGUGGCACCUAUCGCUUUAUGUACAGCCUCCCAAUCCAGUAAGGAAUUAGCAGGAAGCAAGCUGACAAGAGAUCUGUUAGGAAGUUGCAGCAGAGUAAUAUUUAGUGACCUUUGGACUGCUGUUUUUAAGCAGACAAAAGAAAGAGAUAACUAUAUUUGAAUAAGUAUUAACAUGGUCAGGUAGCCUGUUAGCACAAGACUAAUUGCUCAUUUAAUAUUUCACUUCAUAUGUAAGCAUAUUAGAAUAAAGGUUCAGUAUUAUUUUCACUCCUGUUAGUGGUGCUAAUAUAUUUACAAGGAAGAAGCUGGUUAACUGUCAAUACAAAUGCAGUGUAGAUAUAUUUACAGAUAUUUUUAACACCAAGAUGCAGAAAGAACAACACAUGCUUGCACUCCCACCUUUCUUUAAAUAUUAUGCAAAACAGGUUAUGUGCACAACAAAGCAGUAUGGAGAACUCCCCAGUACUGGUUGGGGGGAGGUUGUGUGGUGGUUUUGGGGUGUUUUUUGUUUGGUUGGUUUUGUUUUUUACAAUUGAGUGCACCUGAAAUCAGUUCUCUACAAGUUACCAGGUCACAAUCCCUUCUAGUCACAGCAAGUAAGAAUGAACAACACUUCAAUGUUUACUCCAUUCAGAAUUCGCUGACCGGGAUGUUUUAAGACUUAAGGAAGGUACUGUAUCUGUCUGCUACAUGUAGGUCUAUCACAGGCUUUGUUGGUACUACAAUAUCCGUAAAAGACCUGAGAAGAUCUCGGAAGAGGUUUGACCAAACUUUUUUUUGCAACACUGCUGUAAUAAUCACCUUAAUUUUUGUC